Messenger RNA from Caenorhabditis briggsae, 1476 nucleotides. Bases 1 to 1476 code for a protein of 491 amino acids. The transcript is spliced from 9 exons. Lineage: Eukaryota; Metazoa; Nematoda; Chromadorea; Rhabditida; Rhabditidae. Gene Ontology annotation, cellular component: cytosol. Gene Ontology annotation, molecular function: poly(A) RNA polymerase activity. The record is from RefSeq and is a predicted model, not a curated record.
AUGACUCCCCAUCAGCUGAACACAGCAGCAAUAGGCCUCUUGCUGCAUCUUGAGAACACAGUUCCCUCGAAAAAUGAACAUCUCCAAGAGCUCCAUUGGGAUCUUCAAAAAUUCCACAAAGACCAUAUGCAGUCAUCCGUAAUGCGGGCCCGUAAAAAUCGAUAUAUCGACUUGAUUCGAGAUUUUUUGAAAUCCGAAGACCUAAAAAAGAAUUUCCCGCCGGGAAUCUUCGUGGAUCGUCUAGUGGUCUUUGGAAGUUUUGCGACGCAUUGCGCUUCGAAAUUCAGCGAUCUAGACCUGUGUGUCUGUAUGAGAUAUAACGGAUUUUGCGAUCCGAAUCGAAAACCACCGCCUAUCUGGGCUCUCCGCUCGAUUCACUAUCAUCUGAUUCAUCACCGCAGAACUCUUUCCGAAAAAUUCGAUGGAGCGAAAAUCGAAGAUGUUGAAUUCAUCUCGAACGCCAAAGUUCCAAUUCUUCGAUUCAAAAUUGAUGGGGUUCCUGUCGAUUUGAGCGCCUCGUUCAGUGAUCGUCCGCCGAAAUCUUGUUUGGCAGCGAAAUUGAUUAACGCUUAUUGCCAACUCGACGAUCGCUUCGCCAUCCUCGUCACUUUUCUGAAAAUGUGGCUGAAAUCUGAGGGGGAUCCAGUCGAUCACUUGAAAGAUUUCCCCAAUUCCUACUCAUUUAUCCUUCUACUGAUCCAUGUGCUCCAGUGGUACCGUAUCGUUCCGAAUCUCUACCAAACCCACGCCUACUUGUUCAAUCAUCAUAAAGCCACGUCUUGGGAUGACGUGAAUUUGGAAUCUGACGAAUUCUGGAUGCCAUUAGAUCAGAAAACCAUCAUCUGCCAUCAACAGAGACCAUCGAAACAUCUGACCGUCGUGCAGCUUUUGUACCUUUUCGGCACUCAGUACACGACGAAAAACAGACUAGAUGAGUACAGUUUUAAUAUGAAAACUGGCGCUCUGCAGUUGAAAAAAUCGAGAGAAUAUUCACUAUCGAUCAUUGACAUCUACGACGAGAACAAUCCGGGUAGAAGUGCACGCGACACUGAGUAUCUGGUGGAGGCGCUGAGGCUUCUGACACGCACAAUAACUGAUCCACGUCAUGGCAUGCUCCAAUCAAUUUUAGAGAUCACUUCACAACAGCUGUAUGAAGAUCCGGAAAGGCCAUCUAUUCUUGCACCCGAUCCUACAGAAACCACACAAAAAACAUGCAUCAAGAUGAUUCGAGAAGUAAUCAAUACCACAAUUUCCGAGGACAUCAAAACGGACUAUUUUGUGGACAUUUUGACUUGGGAACCGGCUGAAAAUAUUCUGGAAAUUUCGGCGAAAAUUCGAUGUGAUACGAGACGAGUGGUGGAGCUGUUCAAUGGACCAAAAUCGACGGAAAUCCAAAAACUAGCCGAGGAAAGUUUGCAGAAACUCUUCGAGCUGGAAUUGGAUCUUAAAUUGAUUGUGUGCUUUCAGGAUGACUGA